AGAUUAUCGGCCGUUGUAGUUUACACGCGCUACCUAUAAAUGAUCGAAAACAAUCGGUUUGUGUGGAUAAACACAGCAGAAUCAAACUACAUCUAAGGUUCAGGAAAGGUUUUUUGAAAAUAAUCAUGAGGUUUGACAAACUUUUGUCAAAGUUUCUGUUCAACAACGAAUACAACUCUUUACAGAUGGAAAGCUAUGCUGCGAAACAAUCUUGUCCUUCUGUCCACUUUCAUAGGAAUUGCAGUAGGGAUCAUCCUGGGUGUCAUGCUAAAUUUCCUUACUGUCCCAGAACCUAUUUUAUUGUGGAUAGGUCUACCUGGGGAACUUUUUAUCAGAUCAUUAAAUUUUGCUGUUAUCCCUCUGAUAACCACGAAUAUAAUGUCAAUGUCGUCUAAGCUGAAGCCUUCAGUGCAAGGGAAAAUGGCGUUACUUGCGCUGGGAUACUGUGUUUUGAUGAAUAUUUGUGGGGCUUUUCUUGGUCUCGGUAUUACCGCACUUAUCGACCCAGGUGGUAGAUUCACUAAAAGUGUUAAAACGUUGGAUGGAUUGUCAAAAGGCUCCAGGAAAAUCGAAAUAUCGGACGUAUUUCUAGACUUCCUCAGAAAUAUGAUUCCUGAUAACAUUGUUAGGAUGUUUUUGUUUUCGAUAGUUACAACAUACGAGCCAGUUAAAUCUUUUCCUAACCCCAAUAGUAAUUCAUCUUCAGCGAUAAUAUACAAACGAGUAAUCGAGCAUGCGGCACAAACAAAUAUCCUAGGAUUGUUUACCACUAGCCUUGUUAUUGGUUUAGUUGCUGGGUCUCGAAGGGAAAAAUUGCGUCCAUUAAUUGCAUUAUUUGAGUGCAUUUCCGAAAUAAUGACUAUUAUUAUUGAGUUUAUUAUCAAAUUGCUCCCAAUCGCCAUGAUUAGUUUAAUCGCAUAUGCAAUCGCACGAAUGGAAAGAAUUGGAGAUAAUUUUAUCGCUUUAAUUCUGUUCGUUGCAUCGUCAAUUACAUUUCUUUCAAUCAUUGUACUUGUGAUCAUGCCAGUAUUUUUCUUCAUAGCAGUAAGACGAAAUUUAUUUCGCUUCUAUUACUAUUUAUCUGAGCCUGUAUUGACUGCUUUCAGUUCGACCAGUUCUUUAAUUGCUCUUCCACAACUUUUUCAAGUUUGUGAUCGUUAUGGAAUUGAGUCAGAUUUAGUACGAACUGUAGCACCAUUUCUCACAAGCUUCAAUGCAAAUGGAUCUGCUGCAUUUAUUGCAUCUGCUGUUUGCUUUGUAGCCCAAUUAACUAAACAACCUUUAAAUGCUGGUCAGUUUAUUGCAAUUGGAUUUUUAUCCGGUGUCAAUGUGAUGGCACUGCCUGCAAUUCCAAGUGCAAGUAUUAUAACUGUUAUUUUAAUAACACGCGCAUUUGACAUUUCUGAAUCUACCUCCGUGUCAUUACUUUUUGUCACUGAGUUUAUUGCUGAUCGAUUACGUACCGUUGUAAAUGUUAUGAGUCAUGGUACUUGUGUUUUAUUCAUUCAUAUGAAGUUAUACCAGGUGAGUUCUACGUCGAAUAUUCAAAAUCAUUUGAUUCAAACCACAGAAGUUGUCAACGAGACAACAUCAUCCAACAAUCUAUCAUAGCUGCUGUUAAACAAUUCAUUGAUUAAAGGAAAAUAGUGUUUGGUUGUUGUUUUCUUGCUUGUUUUUUCUGUUCACUAAAGUACAUCCUUGUAUUAUUUAUGUUUUACCUAUUGGUCUUUUUCACUGUGAUAACUAAUUUGUUUAAUUUAUGUCGAAUAAUACCUACCCUUUGCUAUGUUUACCAAAGAUGUAUUUUUAUUUCAAGUUUGUGAUAUUUUCAUCUAAGAGGACAAUUUUUCUAGAUCAUACGAUGAAUAAAUUCGAAUAAAACUUGGUAAAACUUAGACUAGUUUUUACAGGGUACUAACUAACCAGUAGCUUCAUUACAUAAACUUCUAGCCAGGUUUACUUUUCAUUUUAAUUAUAAACAGUCAUAAGGAUUGUUACAAGUUUACUUUUUUGUUCUGUAUAUUUUUGUCAUUUAUUUUUUUUAAUUUUCAAGAAUAAACAUACUUAGUUCAUUAUUCUAUUAUUUUUGUUUGAUAAGUACAUGUAUUUAUCGUUUACAUAGUAUCAAGUGGUUUUUGUUGAAUGUUAAACAAACCAUUAGAAUUCUUAACUUCAAUAUAACAUUAGUCUUAUUCAAUAAAAUAUAAACACUUGUAAGUAGAGUGUUAUGGAUAAGUCUUCAGUUUUAAGGUCAGUAUAACAAUGUAAUACUAUUUUUUAAAUAGUAUUCUAUUCGAAUUAAUUAGUUAAGUGGGAAGGGUCUAAUAUAUUUAUCUAUUGUUAUAUUAGUUUACAAUUUUGAAAAGCUUCAAUGAGUAUUCACAAAAUUUAAUAGAACAUAAUAGGACUAAACGGCCGUCUAGUGCUUCCAGGUUUUCAAUGGCGGUCUAACUUAGAUCGGUUCGUGAUUUUAAUGGAACCUUAAAUAUAAU
Molecule: messenger RNA, 2492 nt
Organism: Schistosoma spindalis
Lineage: Eukaryota; Metazoa; Platyhelminthes; Trematoda; Strigeidida; Schistosomatidae
Source: the annotation of a GenBank genome assembly